CAUGUCUCUCUUUGGCCUCGGCGGCAGAAGCAAGAUGACGAAAGGAACAUCAUCCUUCGGAAAGCGAAAGCGUUGCAACAAGAUGCACACGUUGUGCCGCUGCUGUGGCUCUAAGGUCUACCACCUUCAGAAGUCUACCUGUGGCAAAUGCGGCUACCCUGCCAAACGCAAGAGAAAGUAUAACUGGAGUGCCAAGGCUAAGAGACGAAACACUACCGGGACCGGGCGGAUGAGGCACCUAAAAAUUGUCUACCGAAGAUUCAGACAUGGAUUCCAUGAAGGGACAACCCCUAAACCCAAGAGGGCAGCUGUUGCAGCAUCCAGUUCAUCUUGAGGAUUUCAAUCUGUUAUAAAAUAAAUGUUCUG
Molecule: messenger RNA, 366 nt
Organism: Myodes glareolus (Bank vole)
Lineage: Eukaryota; Metazoa; Chordata; Mammalia; Rodentia; Cricetidae
Product: large ribosomal subunit protein eL37-like
Biological process (GO): translation
Cellular component (GO): ribosome; cytosolic large ribosomal subunit
Molecular function (GO): RNA binding; structural constituent of ribosome
Source: RefSeq, a predicted model, not a curated record